Branchiostoma floridae (Florida lancelet) is the source of this 813-nucleotide messenger RNA. RefSeq names its product cholinephosphotransferase 1-like. The transcript has 7 exons. Gene Ontology annotation, cellular component: Golgi apparatus; endoplasmic reticulum membrane. Gene Ontology annotation, molecular function: ethanolaminephosphotransferase activity; diacylglycerol cholinephosphotransferase activity. Gene Ontology annotation, biological process: phosphatidylethanolamine biosynthetic process. Lineage: Eukaryota; Metazoa; Chordata; Leptocardii; Amphioxiformes; Branchiostomatidae. Bases 1 to 813 code for a protein of 270 amino acids. The record is from RefSeq and is a predicted model, not a curated record.
AUGACGCACCCGCUUACACGAAUCUUUUGGAACUGGCUGGUGAAACGAUUUCCGCUCUGGGUGGCACCAAACCUCAUAACGCUUUUUGGGCUGGUCAUCAACGUAGUGACGUCACUGCUCCUUCUGUAUCAUUCUCCUACAGCACGGGAAGAGGCCCCGGCGUGGGCGUAUCUGGCAUUCGCUAUUGGGAUUUUCGUUUAUCAAACUCUGGACGCCAUCGAUGGGAAACAGGCACGCCGAACGGGAAGCGGAACACCGCUUGGGUCCCUGUUUGACCACGGCUGUGACGCUAUAACUAAAGCUUUGACCAGAUCCGACCAAAAGAAAGAUGAGAGGGAAAAUGAGGAAGAGGAGAGGAGUAGGGAAGAAGCGUCAGAAGAUGACGCCACUGAGUACAGUCGAAGUGACCCUUCUCCUGGCCUUGCCUUCCUGUUCCCUGUUACCCUGGCUUUUGUGGCCUACAAGAUGUCCUCUGUGAGCCUGUACCAGACCCAUCCCUGUCUGUUCCUGUCCAUGGUCGGAAUAACGGUUGCAAAAAUCACCAUCAAACUUAUAAUCGCACAGAUGACGAAAAGUAACAUGACGAUAUUGGACUCGUCACUGAUUGGCCCAGGUUUGCUGCUCCUAGACCAAUGCCUCAACAGCUUCAUCAAUGAGUACAUCCUUUUGUGGUUGAGUUUGGUGUACGUGACCCUUGACCUGGCUACUUACAGUUCCGUGUUGUGUAUGCAAAUCUGCGACCACCUUGACAUCUACUGUUUUAGUAUCACGAGCAAGCCGUCACUCAAUGGACUGAAAUUAAGGAAGCUGUAA